Sclerotinia sclerotiorum 1980 UF-70 is the source of this 1050-nucleotide messenger RNA. RefSeq names its product 90S preribosome/SSU processome component KRR1. Bases 1 to 1050 code for a protein of 349 amino acids. Gene Ontology annotation, cellular component: small-subunit processome; nucleolus. Gene Ontology annotation, molecular function: RNA binding. The record is from RefSeq and is a predicted model, not a curated record. NCBI's taxonomy places the organism in Eukaryota, Fungi, Ascomycota, Leotiomycetes, Helotiales, Sclerotiniaceae. The transcript has 2 exons.
AUGCCUUCGGUAUACAAUAAGGAGAAGCCAUGGGAUACUGGCGAUAUUGAUAAAUGGAAGAUUGAAGCAUUCACGCCUGCUGACAAUGUCGGAGGUACUUUUGCAGAAGAAUCCUCCUUCGUUACCCUUUUCCCGAAAUAUCGCGAAGUAUACCUUAAAACCGUCUGGCCACUUAUAAUGAAAUCGCUCGAGAAAUUUGGUAUCGCUGCGACUCUUGAUUUGCGCGAAGGUUCUAUGACGGUCAAAACCACUCGAAAGACGUACGAUCCAGCUGCCAUUCUUAACGCCCGAGACCUUAUCAAGUUACUUGCACGAAGUGUACCUGCGCCGCAAGCGAUCAAAAUACUUGAGGAUGGUGUAGCAUGCGACGUUAUCAAAAUUCGAAACCUGGUUCGAAAUAAGGAACGAUUCGUGAAGAGAAGACAGAGAAUCUUAGGUCCAAACGGGAGCACUUUGAAGGCAUUGGAACUUCUUACAGAAUGCUAUCUACUCGUUCAGGGAAAUACUGUAUCAGCAAUGGGUCCUUACAAAGGUUUAAAAGAGAUCCGACGAAUCAUUGAAGAUUGCAUGGCCAAUAUUCAUCCUAUCUAUCACAUCAAGGAAUUGAUGAUUAAGCGAGAGUUGGCUAAGGAUCCUGAAUUGGCGGGCGAGAGCUGGGACAGAUUCUUGCCGCAGUUCAAGAAGAGGAAUUUGAGCAAGAGAAGAGUGCCUAGGAACGUUACAGACAAGGCCAAGAAAGUUUACACGCCAUUCCCACCACCACAGGAGAAGAGCAAGGUGGAUCUGCAGAUUGAGAGUGGAGAGUACUUUUUGGGCAAGCAAGCAAAGGAGAGAAAAGCUCAAGAGGAGAGGAUAGAAAAGCAGAAGGAAGAGAAGGAAGAGAAGAUGAGGAAGCGAGCCGAGGAAUUUGAGGCGCCAGUUGAGGACGGGGAGAAGAAGGAGAAGAAGAGAAAGAGAGACAAGGAUAGUGGGGAGAAGAAGGAAAAGAAGAAGUCGAAAAAGAGGAAGAGCAGUGACGCCGAUGGUGAUAUUGAUAUGGCCGAGGAUUAA